GUUGCAAUGUGCAAUGACAGGCGUGUCUGCGUUACUGCGUAGAGUCAAGCCCGCACGAACGCGACUCGCAACUCUGUGCUACCCUGAUCGGCCGCACCAGCAACGCAUAUAUCUAGCCCGUCCCGCUCCUUCGUCUCACGGACGUCUUCUUGGUGCUCGAGCUUCUCAUCGUCUUUCCCACAGUCGACCUGUUGAGUAGUCUCAAUAGCAGCUACGAUGACGACCACCGUCCACCUCACCGACGCCAACCCGGUCACCGCCGAUACGGCGGCCACCGACAAGGAGGCUAGCUACACCAUUCCGGCCUCCCACCUUGUCCCCGAGGACCCUGAGAAGCCCUCUCUCGAGGAGAAGUUCGAGCUCGAGGACAUCUAUGCGCCCCUCGCUACCCUUCCCGGCAUUCCCGAGGAGCCAAUGCCGUUGACCUUCCGUGCCGUUAUGGUCGGUAUCGUUCUUGGCUCUCUGGUCAACGCCUCCAAUGUCUACCUCGGCUUGAAGACCGGUUUCACCUUCGGUGCUUCCAUGUUUGGUGCCAUCUUCGGAUAUGGUAUCGUCAAGUUCCUCUCGACAGCCUUGCCGCACAACACACCCCUGCUUGGUGGGCCUUUCGGCCCUCAGGAGAACAGCAUCAUCCAGGCCGCCGCCGCUGGUGCCGGUGGUCUCUCUGGUCUCUUCGUCGCUGCUCUUCCCGCCAUGUACCAGCUUAACCUGCUUUCGAAAAACGUUGCCGAUGAUUUCGGCCGGAUCCUGACCAUGACUCUUGUCGGCUCCUUCUUCGGUCUCUUCUUUGGCACGCCUCUCCGCAAGUUCUUCAUCAUUAACGUGGCUCGCGAGCUCAAGCUUGUCUUCCCAUCCGCCACCGCCACCGCCUUCACCAUCCGCUCCAUGCACGCUGUUGGCAGUGGUGCUGAGGACGCCAUCAGGAAGAUCAAGGCUCUUGGCGUCGCUUUCCUCAUCGCCUUUGUGCUGCGUGUCGUCUCCGAUUACGCUCUUGGCAUUUUGUGGGAUUGGCACAUCUUCACCUGGUUCUUCAUCUGGGGCAACUACAACAACGCUGCCAUCCUUGCUGAGAACUGGGGCUGGUUCAUUGAGUGGACCCCUGCGUUCAUUGGCUCCGGCUUCCUGGUCGGCCUGAACGUCGGUAUCUCUUACUUCAUCGGCAGUUUCUUUGCCUGGGGUUUCGCUGGCCCUCUUCUGGUCUACACAGGUGUUUGCGUUGGCAAGCCUCGUGCCCCUGACGAGCCGGGCUGGGAGCGCUUCACUAGCUACAACAGCAUGUCUGGUAUGAGCAAGCCGGGUUACGUUCCCAGCCCUCGAUACUGGUUCCUGUGGCCGGGUGUCAUGGUCCUGCUCUGCUACUCCAUGGCUGAGUUCGUCUUCAACUGGAGAAUUCUCUGGUUUGGAGCCAAGUAUGGUUGGACCAGUAUGGCCGGCAGCCUCCACAAGACCAUGGCCAAGCGCGGCAAGUCGAGCCCGUGGCUCGAGAAGCAGGCUGCUCUCGAGAACGACCGCAGUGCCAUCACCGAGGAUUUCGCCACUCCCGACCAGCAGGUUCCCGGCUGGAUCUGGUCCACUGGUAUUGUUGCCGUCCUGGCUGUUACCAUGAUUAUCUUCGAGGUUCAAUACCACGCCAACGCCGGACUCGCUCUCCUUGCCUCUCUUCUGGGUGUCAUUUUUGCAUUCAUGUCCAUCCACGGCGGUGCAGUCACCGACGUCACUCCCCUCACUGCUUCAGCCAAGGCCUCCCAGCUUGUCUUUGGUGGUGUUACCCACGGCAUGGGCCUGGCGAGAGACCCUGCCCUCACCAUUAACUUGCUGGCCGGUGCCGUUGCCUCGGCUGGUGCGGAUAUGUCUGCCGGUCUCGUCAGUGACUUCCGUGUUGGUUUCCUCCUUCGCACGCCUCCCAAGCUCCAAUGGUAUGCGCAGGCUGCGGGUACCUUCAUCGCCAUGUUCUUGGCUCCUGGCAUUUUCGUCCUGUUUGCAAAGGCCUACCCCUGCAUUCUGGAUGCUGAGGCAGAUGAGUGCCCCUUUGAUGUUCCUUCUGUCACUGCCUGGAGAGCCGUUGCCGAGGCCGUCACUCUCCCCCAGAUCCCCAUCCCGUCGUCGUCUGGUUACUUCUCCAUCGCCCUCGGUAUCUGGUGUGUCAUCCAGGUCUAUAUCAAGCGCACCUUCCUCAUCGGUGAACGUGAGAAGUACCGCAACUGGCUCCCCAACUGGAUGGCCAUUGGUGUCGCCUUCGUGCUGCCUGCCACCCACUACUCAACUGCCAUGUGCAUGGGUGCCAUCAUCUCGCACAUCUGGCUCAAGAAGUGGCCCCAACACUUUGAGAGUAAGUUUGCCCUUUUUCAUAGCUCGACGCGGAUCAAUACUAACAUAAGUUCUCUCAGCCUACUGCUACGCCAUUGCUGCUGGUAUGAUCGCUGGUGAGGGU
Microdochium trichocladiopsis is the source of this 2431-nucleotide messenger RNA. RefSeq names its product OPT oligopeptide transporter protein-domain-containing protein. Bases 217 to 2427 code for a protein of 736 amino acids. Lineage: Eukaryota; Fungi; Ascomycota; Sordariomycetes; Xylariales; Microdochiaceae. Gene Ontology annotation, molecular function: oligopeptide transmembrane transporter activity. The transcript has 2 exons. The record is from RefSeq and is a predicted model, not a curated record. Gene Ontology annotation, cellular component: fungal-type vacuole membrane.